This is a messenger RNA of Scomber scombrus (Atlantic mackerel), 776 nucleotides long. RefSeq names its product trypsin-like. The record is from RefSeq and is a predicted model, not a curated record. The transcript has 6 exons. Gene Ontology annotation, biological process: proteolysis. The coding region runs from base 27 to 776 and encodes 249 amino acids. Gene Ontology annotation, molecular function: serine-type endopeptidase activity. NCBI's taxonomy places the organism in Eukaryota, Metazoa, Chordata, Actinopteri, Scombriformes, Scombridae.
UGUCUUCUGAUCGUUCACCAGACACCAUGACACUUCUCGCUCUGCUGCUGAUGGUCGGAGCUGCUGCGGCAGUUCCUCGUGAGGAUGGCAGGAUCAUUGGUGGACAGGAGUGUGAGCCUAACUCUCGCCCAUUCAUGGCCUCCCUCAACUAUGGCUACCACUUCUGUGGUGGGGUGCUCAUCAACGAGCAGUGGGUUCUCUCUGUUGCACACUGUUGGUACAAUCCCUAUUACAUGCAGAUCAUGCUGGGUGAACAUGAUGUACGAGUGUUUGAGGGCACCGAGCAGCUUGCGAAGACCGAUAACAUCAUCUGGCACCCUAGUUAUGACUACCAGACCCUGGAUUACGACAUCAUGCUGAUCAAGCUGUUCAACCCUGUGGACGUGACAGCCGCAGUCGCACCCAUCCCAUUGCCCACAGGAUGCCCAGUUGGUGGGAUGGAAUGCUCUGUGUCUGGCUGGGGUAACAUUGCCCCGGAUGGAGAGGUGUUCAUGCCCUUCCGUCUGCAGUGCUUGGAUGUGCCCGUAACGGAUGAGCAGGACUGUGAAAACUCUUAUCCUGGCAUGAUCACGCGCAGAAUGUUUUGUGCCGGAUACAUGGAUGGAGGCAGAGAUGCAUGCAAUGGUGACUCUGGCAGCCCCCUGGUGUGUAGGGGAGAGGUCUAUGGCCUGGUGUCAUGGGGACAGGGAUGUGCCCUCCCCAACUACCCCGGUGUCUACGUCAAAGUGUGCGAGUUCCUUUACUGGAUUGAAGACGUCCUGGCAGCCAACCCAUGA